AGUCUGUAUGGAAUUACCUGCGCCCCCGGCGGAGCUGGCAGCGGUGGAUGGAUGGGCGCCGCGUCCGCGGCACUCGCGGCCAGCUGAGCCCCAGGAGUAAACACGGGGCUCCUCCGGCCGAGUGCGCAGUGUGGUGACCGGCACUCGCCUCGCUGACUGAUCGCACCGGAGGAAUAUUUCGGGAGACUCCUGUGGGAAGCAGCCACGGAAAGACAGAAGAUGAAAGCUCCUAUUCCCAACUUGAUUCUCUUGUAUGCUACUCUGACUCAGAGCCUGAAGGUUGUAACCAAAAGGGGAUCAGCUGAUGGAUGCACUGACUGGUCUGUGGAUUACAAGAAAUAUCAAGUUCUAGUGGGAGAACCUGUUCGUAUAAAAUGUGCACUCUUUUAUGGAUAUAUUAGAGCUAAUUACUCCCUAGCCCAAAGUGCUGGACUUAGUUUGAUGUGGUACAAAAGCUCUGGACCUGGAGAUUUUGAGGAACCUAUAGCUUUUGAUGGAACCAGAAUGAGCAAGGAAGAAGACUCCAUUUGGUUCAGACCAACAGUGGUACAAGACAGCGGGCUCUAUGCAUGUGUUAUAAGAAACUCAACUUACUGUAUGAAAGUGUCCAUUUCGCUGACGGUGGGUGAAAACGACACCGGACUCUGCUACAAUUCAAAGAUGAAAUAUUUUGAAAAAGCUGAACUUAGCAAAAGCAAGGAAAUCUCAUGUCCUGAAAUUGAGGAUUUUUUAUUUCCAUUUAGGGAGCCUGAAAUUCUGUGGUAUAAGGAAUGCAAGUCAAAGACAUGGAGAUCAAGUAUUGUGUUUAAAAAGGACACUCUUGUCAUUCGGGAAGUUAGAGAGGAUGACAUUGGAAAUUACACUUGUGAGCUAAAAUAUGGAUUUUUUGUUGUCAGAAGAACUACGGAGUUGACAGUCACAGCGCCACUAACAGAUAAACCACCAAAGCUUUUACACCCCUUGGAGAGUAAGCUAACAAUUCAGGAGACCCAGUUAGGUGGUUCUGCUAAUCUAACCUGCAGAGCUUUCUUUGGAUACAGUGGAGAUGUCAGUCCUUUAAUCUACUGGAUGAAAGGGGAGAAGUUUAUUGAAGAUUUGGAUGAUAAUCGAGUCUGGGAAAGUGACAUUAGGGUUCUCAAGGAACAUCUCGGGGAACAGGAGGUUUCCAUCUCAUUGAUUCUUGACUCAGUUGAAGAGGCAGACCUGGGAAAUUAUUCCUGCUACGUCGAGAAUGGGAAUGGACGCCGCCAUGCCAGUAUUCUUCUACACAAAAGGGAGCUGAUGUACACAGUUGAGCUUGCUGGUGGGCUUGGUGCUAUUCUGCUGCUGCUUGUUUGUUUAGUGACUAUCUACAAGUGUUACAAGAUAGAGAUUAUGCUCUUCUACAGAAAUCAUUUUGGAGCUGAAGAACUAGAUGGAGACAACAAAGAUUAUGAUGCAUAUCUAUCUUAUACCAAAGUGGAUCCUGACCAGUGGAAUCAAGAAACUGGAGAAGAAGAAAGAUUUGCUCUUGAGAUUCUACCAGAUAUGCUGGAAAAGCAUUAUGGAUACAAGUUGUUCAUACCAGACAGAGAUUUGAUUCCCACAGGAACCUACAUUGAAGACGUGGCAAGAUGUGUAGACCAAAGCAAGCGACUGAUCAUCGUCAUGACUCCAAGUUACGUGGUAAGAAGAGGUUGGAGCAUCUUUGAACUGGAAACAAGGCUUCGAAAUAUGUUAGUCACGGGAGAAAUCAAAGUGAUACUGAUUGAAUGCAGUGAACUACGAGGAGUUAUGAACUACCAGGAGGUUGAGGCCCUAAAGCAUACCAUCAAGCUCCUCACUGUCAUUAAAUGGCACGGACCAAAAUGCAACAAGUUGAAUUCCAAGUUCUGGAAACGUUUACAGUACGAAAUGCCUUUUAAGAGGAUUGAACCCAUGACAAACGAGCAGGUUUUAGAUGUCAGUGAGCAGGGGCCCUUUGGGGAACUGCAGACAGUCUCCGCAAUUUCCAUGGCUGCUGCCACCUCCACUGCUCUUGCCACUGCCCAUCCAGACCUGCGCUCCACCUUUCAUAACACAUAUCAUUCACAGAUGCGCCAGAAACACUAUUACCGGAGCUAUGAGUACGAUGUACCUCCUGCUGGCACCCUGCCUCUUACCUCAAUAGGUAACCAGCACACCUACUGCAACAUCCCCAUGACACUUAUAAACGGGCAGCGGCCGCAGACAAAAACUAACAGGGAGCAGAACCCCGAAGAGGCUCACACAAACAGUGCCAUACUGCCCCUCCUGCCACGGGAGACCAGUAUAUCCAGUGUCAUUUGGUGACCGACAUGCAAGGGGCUGCCAAUCCCCUUGAGUAGGAGCAGAGUCUGCAGUCUGGUGCCUGGAACUACAUCCUCGACUGCUGCUGUUAAACAUGCAUUACAAUCGAUAACAAACGAGGAAAAACAGGGUCUUGUACAUAUGUUUUUGCAAUUUCUUUGUAGCAUCAGUCUUCCUGUUUUACCCAUGUCUCUUCCCAUUCACAUUUUUGACUUUGUUUUAUAUGUCAUUGGAAUUUGUAUAUUUACAUUUUUUUUAAAUGAAGAGACUGCUGUAUAGAUAGGAAACUUUUUUGCUUCAUUAGUAUAGUUUUAGACUUUUUUGUUUAUUUGUUUAUAACCUCUCUUGGGAAUGCUUGGACAAAGCUAUGUUGAUAUCAGAAGCACCAUCCAUUUUGUUGGCCUGCCUAGCCAUGCCUGCUGCAGCUCACCUCUUUUGGAGAGUUUUUGUUCUUAUAAGGACCCCACUGCUCACUGAGAGCUCCAGUUUCAUUUCUACUCCCGUAAUGUGCACUGCUCCUUCCCUGCCCUUACAAAGACCCCCAUUUGGGGUAACACUACAGUCUGACCAUCUAACAUGUAACUUGGUAGAUACCUGUCAAACAAGAGAAAAUACCCAAUCUGUAUCGGUUGCUUCACAGUAGUCACUAGAGUGUGUAGAAACUAUAGCCGGUUUGGUUUUUGCUUUCUUGGGUUUGGUUUCUUUCUUAAUUCUUAUUUUAAGAAUGAGUUGGUUGUAUGCCUUUUAUAAAUAUAAAAGCAACCCUAUUUUUAACACGUCCUGGAAAAGUAUUAAUGUGGUUGUGGAUUUUAUUUUUUAAGCACUCUUUUUUUUUUUUCCUUUCUCAACUUUCAAAAUCUUGCAAAUAACAUUUGCAAAUGUCAGGCGAGUAAGACAAGUGAGGCAAUAGACACUGAAGUGCAGAGUCCUGCUGAUAUGUACAGUGAUGACUUUCAAACCAAAGGGGAAUAAAAAAGACAGUAUUGUAGAUGGUUUGUCACUUUGUAUUAUAGAAAGUGUUAUUUUCAAAAAAAAAAAAGUAAGAGCAAAACAUUAUUUUCCUGUGGAUUUCAGAGUCCCUUGUAUUUUAAUGUUCCAAAAACUGUAUUUGCUUUAAAAUUAUAUAUUCAAGAUUAAGAAAUCUUCUUUCAUUUGGUUUUAGCUUGUAAUGAUAAAUAAAACUUUAUUAAUUUCAACAUGAUUUCAGUAAGAACUCAGGCAGAAAAAAUGACGUGAUUACCAGAAAUAUAACUGUUUUCAGAAUAAACUUUAUUUAUACAAAAUUAAUAUUUAAAUCAGACCUGGAAGUAUUAAAAAAAUUUAUCCACUUUAAUGAAUAAAUAAAUUAGUUUUAUUUUUAUGUAUGAUUCCAUCUUUGAGGAGUUGCAAAUAAUGCAUGUACCAUGGCUGACAGGGAAGAAUAAAAGCCCACCACUGUGUUUACAUCCAGACAUCUUUGAGACAAAUUAAAUAAGCACCUUGCUCAUACUUAUGUUUUAAAUAACGGAAAGUCCUUUCUGGUUUUAGAAGGAGAGAAGAGUGGUGCAGCUCUACAACAAAUUCAGGCCAAGCUCUCUGCUGGCAGAAGCAGAGGAGCUGGAGUAGAGUUACUGGUUGCAGCACACUGUCAUAGAGCCUUGGGUUUGAUUUACCCUGGCAGAAGUGUAACUGGUGUCCUGGCACACAGGCCUCAAAGUCUAUUUAUGUAAUUAAUUAGCUGUAGGUGUUUUUGUGGCAGCUGAAUGAUAUCGGCCAAUAUAAUGGAUGUUGUGGGGUUUGCUCAUCAUGAUUGUCACAACAAGAAAAGUAGAGCUUAUAAUAUUUUGGUCUUAAUGAGAAGUGAGUGGAGAAGCUGCAGUUUGGGGGAUAUUUGUGGGAGCAAUCCAGAACUGACAGUGUGGGAGGAAAUGACUGUGCUUCUGUUGUGAAAGUCAAGAAAUCUCAGCAUCUGCAUAAGAAGCUAAUAGACCUUUGAGGUGUACACUUUUAUUUGCUUAAAAUGUUUAUUUCUCUGAGAUUAAGCUCAAGUCCUUUUCUACAAUGCAUUCUUUAUUAUAGUGUCUCUGGACAUGUGCCAAACAUCCACAAAAUGGAAAUUAGGCUGCCAGGUCACAUACAAUUUUAAGAGAACUUUGCACGUUUGCUUUAAGAAAGCUAUUAUUUAUUUGCUCUUACAGACACCUGUCAGGCACUGAUGGCAUUUUCCUUCAUUCAUUUGGAUGCCUGUCCUGGUUUUCACUGGGCUGAGGGGAGGAGAAGGGGAGGGGUUGAGUGAGUGGCAGUGCGGUGCUUAAUUUCCAUCUGGGCUUAAAUCACAACAGUCCCAAAUACCCCAGGAUCCCCUGAAAGCAAUGCAUUAUUCUUUUCCCCUUUACAUGCCCUGGUGUAAAGACUGGGAUGUGGAAUAAAUGUAGGAUGUAAUUAUUUGACAAUGGGUAGGUCUUUCCUUAGCCACAUGGGAAGUAAUUUUCUGUUCUUCUAUUUUUAGUGUAGAUUUAAGCACUUUGAAUAGCAUGAUUCAGGGAUUGACAAAUACUAUUUGAUAUUCACACUACUUAAAGGAAGAUUUUCUUAUAAUGUUUUGUCAUAAUAUUAAAUAUAAGAAAAACAAGCAAACAAAAAAAAGAGAAACCACAAAACCUGAAAUAAGUGGAGAAGUUGUCUGUGGCUUUAGAAACAUUCCUCCUUAGUAUUCCCCUUCUGUGAACAGCUCUGUGUGGGGAACAGUGAAGGAAAGUGUUGUGUGUUCACGUGCUCUGUGUUUGACAAACAUUCUGUUGGAAUGCAAAAUAAAAUGGAAACAAACAAACAAGCAAACAAACCAAAACCAACAAAAAUUGUCAUUGCCCUAGUGCUUAGGCUCCAUCAUUUUUGGUGAAGGUGUUUUAGUUUUUGACAAUGCAGCCUGAAAUGUGCAUGCAAUAGCCACAUAUAAGGUUUAGCCAUAAGCAAAUAGCACUUUAUUUUAAAAAAGGCACAGUGUGAUGAUCAGAAAAACUUACUCUGCCUGGUCAAUAACUUUGGGUCUGUAUGUGGAUUCUAUGCACGUGAAUUAUUCAAGUGUGGUGCUCUGUCUUUAUAAGGCUCUCUCCAAUCAUGGUAGUCCAUGUUAUAAAAGGACUCUUCUUACACAGCUUGUGUAAAUUCAGUAUAUAGGUUCUUCAGAGAGGAUACAUAGCUGGAAAGAAAUGGGAGACUGUAUAGAAUGCAGCUAAUUGUUUUGAAGACAAAAUGCAUUGCUGGGUCUAAUUCUGUUCUCAGUUACAGCACUAUGAUUUGAGAGUAAAUCUAAUAAAACUGAAUGAGUGCAGGAUUGAUUUGUGUUGGAGAAGAAAGCUGGAAAAACAAAGAGAAAAAGGAAUUCAUAUUUGCAGUCUGUGACAAGCUGAAAUCUUGGCUGCAAGGAAAGGAACAGCAAAAUGCCUUCUGGAUUUCAGUGGGGACCCAGUUCUCACCUGGCAGCCAACAUCAAACGCUUUCUAUAUGAUCUGUUUCAGAGUUCAGCAUUGUUAGGCUAAGACACAAACUAAGAUUUUUCUAUUUCUGCACAGCUUUGAAAACCAUGUGUAUUUUACAUAAUGGGUGAUAAUCAGUUCCAUAAUAGUCAGAAAGCUUGUUAUACCCGCCUGAUCCAAAUUCACAAGGCUUUAUUUGGAUAUUGUGCAUUAAUGACUCAUUUAAAUUAUAGAUAGAGCAGUGAGAUUUGGGAAA
This is a messenger RNA of Melospiza georgiana, 6018 nucleotides long. RefSeq names its product interleukin 1 receptor accessory protein like 1 (gene IL1RAPL1). Gene Ontology annotation, molecular function: interleukin-1 receptor activity. Gene Ontology annotation, biological process: negative regulation of exocytosis; signal transduction. Lineage: Eukaryota; Metazoa; Chordata; Aves; Passeriformes; Passerellidae. The record is from RefSeq and is a predicted model, not a curated record. Bases 220 to 2310 code for a protein of 696 amino acids. The transcript has 11 exons.